GCCCCGGCGCGCAGGGUUGACGGGAGCUCGCCUCGCGCCGCGGGGACGCCCGGGCGGCCCUGAAGGGGACGGGGCGGCCCCAGUCGGCGGUCGCAGGGAGCUCCGCCCCCGACUCGGUAUAAGAGCUGGGCCCGGCCCACGGCGGCGGCGGCGGCGGCGGCGGCGGAGAGAGCUGGCUCGGGGCGUCCGCUAGGCUCGGACGACCUGCUGAGCCUCCCAACCCGCUUCCAUAAGGCUUUGCCUUUCCAACUUCAGCUACAGUGUUAGCUAAGUUUGGAAAGAAGGAAAAAGGAAAACCCCCGGGCCCCUUUUCUUUUGUUCUUUGCCAAAGUCGUCGUUGUAGUCUUUUUGCCCAAGGCUGUUGUGUUUUUAGAGGUGCUAUCUCCAGUUCCUUGCACUCCUGUUAACAAGCACCUCAGCGAGAGCAGCAGCAGCGAUAGCAGCCGCAGAAGAGCCAGCGGGGUCGCCUAGUGUCAUGACCAGGGCGGGAGAUCACAACCGCCAGAGAGGAUGCUGUGGAUCCUUGGCCGACUACCUGACCUCUGCAAAAUUCCUUCUCUACCUUGGUCAUUCUCUGUCUACUUGGGGAGAUCGGAUGUGGCACUUUGCGGUGUCUGUGUUUCUGGUAGAGCUCUAUGGAAACAGCCUCCUUUUGACAGCAGUCUACGGGCUGGUGGUGGCAGGGUCUGUUCUGGUCCUGGGAGCCAUCAUUGGUGACUGGGUGGACAAAAAUGCUAGACUUAAAGUGGCCCAGACCUCGCUGGUGGUACAGAAUGUUUCAGUCAUCCUGUGUGGAAUCAUCCUGAUGAUGGUUUUCUUACAUAAACAUGAGCUUCUGACCAUGUACCAUGGAUGGGUUCUCACUUCCUGCUAUAUCCUGAUCAUCACUAUUGCAAAUAUUGCAAAUUUGGCCAGUACUGCUACUGCAAUCACAAUCCAAAGGGAUUGGAUUGUUGUUGUUGCAGGAGAAGACAGAAGCAAACUAGCAAAUAUGAAUGCCACAAUACGAAGGAUUGACCAGUUAACCAACAUCUUAGCCCCCAUGGCUGUUGGCCAGAUUAUGACGUUUGGCUCCCCAGUCAUCGGCUGUGGCUUUAUUUCGGGAUGGAACUUGGUAUCCAUGUGCGUGGAGUACUUUCUGCUCUGGAAGGUUUACCAGAAAACCCCAGCUCUAGCUGUGAAAGCUGCUCUUAAAGAAGAGGAAACUGAACUGAAACAGCUGAAUUUACACAAAGAUACUGAGCCAAAACCCCUGGAGGGAACUCAUCUAAUGGGUGUGAAAGACUCUAACAUCCAUGAGCUUGAACAUGAGCAAGAGCCUACUUGUGCCUCCCAGAUGGCUGAGCCCUUCCGUACCUUCCGAGAUGGAUGGGUCUCCUACUACAACCAGCCUGUGUUUCUGGCUGGCAUGGGCCUUGCUUUCCUUUAUAUGACUGUCCUGGGCUUUGACUGCAUCACCACAGGGUACGCCUACACUCAGGGACUGAGUGGUUCCAUCCUCAGUAUUUUGAUGGGAGCAUCAGCUAUAACUGGAAUAAUGGGAACUGUAGCUUUUACUUGGCUACGUCGAAAAUGUGGUUUGGUUCGGACAGGUCUGAUCUCAGGAUUGGCACAGCUUUCCUGUUUGAUCUUGUGUGUGAUCUCUGUAUUCAUGCCUGGAAGCCCCCUGGACUUGUCCGUUUCUCCUUUUGAAGAUAUCCGAUCAAGGUUCAUUCAAGGAGAGUCAAUUACACCUACCAAGAUACCUGAAACCAUUAUUACAACUGAAAUAUACAUGUCUAAUGGGUCUAAUUCUGCUAAUAUUGUCCCAGAGACAAGUCCUGAAUCUGUGCCCAUAAUCUCCGUCAGUCUGCUGUUUGCAGGCGUCAUUGCUGCUAGAAUCGGUCUUUGGUCCUUUGAUUUAACUGUGACACAGUUGCUGCAAGAAAAUGUAAUUGAAUCUGAAAGAGGCAUUAUAAAUGGUGUACAGAACUCCAUGAACUAUCUUCUUGAUCUUCUGCAUUUCAUCAUGGUCAUCCUGGCUCCAAAUCCUGAAGCUUUUGGCUUGCUCGUAUUGAUUUCAGUCUCCUUUGUGGCAAUGGGCCACAUUAUGUAUUUCCGAUUUGCCCAAAAUACUCUGGGAAACAAGCUCUUUGCUUGCGGUCCUGAUGCAAAAGAAGUUAGGAAGGAAAAUCAAGCAAAUACAUCUGUUGUUUGAGACAGUUUAACUGUUGCUAUCCUGUUACUAGAUUAUAUAGAGCACAUGUGCUUAUUUUGUACUGCAGAAUUCCAAUAAAUGGCUGGGUGUUUCUCUCUGUUUUUACCACA
Symphalangus syndactylus (siamang) is the source of this 2307-nucleotide messenger RNA. It is a transcript of the gene SLC40A1, whose product is annotated as solute carrier family 40 member 1. Gene Ontology annotation, biological process: iron ion transmembrane transport. The record is from RefSeq and is a predicted model, not a curated record. Gene Ontology annotation, cellular component: basolateral plasma membrane. NCBI's taxonomy places the organism in Eukaryota, Metazoa, Chordata, Mammalia, Primates, Hylobatidae. Gene Ontology annotation, molecular function: peptide hormone binding; iron ion transmembrane transporter activity.